Cottoperca gobio is the source of this 4470-nucleotide messenger RNA. Its product is annotated as phosphatidylinositol 3,4,5-trisphosphate 3-phosphatase and dual-specificity protein phosphatase PTEN-like. Bases 2168 to 3316 code for a protein of 382 amino acids. The transcript has 9 exons. Gene Ontology annotation, biological process: negative regulation of cell population proliferation; regulation of phosphatidylinositol 3-kinase/protein kinase B signal transduction; cell motility. Gene Ontology annotation, cellular component: cytosol; nucleus; plasma membrane. Gene Ontology annotation, molecular function: phosphatidylinositol-3,4-bisphosphate 3-phosphatase activity; inositol-1,3,4,5-tetrakisphosphate 3-phosphatase activity; phosphatidylinositol-3,4,5-trisphosphate 3-phosphatase activity. The record is from RefSeq and is a predicted model, not a curated record. Lineage: Eukaryota; Metazoa; Chordata; Actinopteri; Perciformes; Bovichtidae.
CUUCGCUGUGCCGAACUCCAUUAAAAAAACGUUAUAUUUUAAUGUUGCUGUCCAGAUAGGCAAACAGGCUGCAAGAAUAAAACAAUAAUUGAUGACAUGUAGAGCUACUCUUCCUAUCGGCGUGCACGUAACGGCCAAACAACCGAACAACGGUGUAAUAAUCAUAACUUUUAGAAACAGUUUAGUGAUAAACGGAUUGAAACUCUGAGUCGAAGACUGCACCGUUAACGGGAGAUAAGCGUGAACAAAUCCUAAGAAAUGUCUUAAAUAUCAUGCAGUGCUCUUUAUCGGGCGAUGUUUGCCAAAUGUUCACCCGUUUGUGCCAGUUGGUAAGAUGCUCUCAGUUUAUGGGCAUGUAUAUUGACAUAGUCACGAGUUUGCCUUAAAUUGGCAGCUUUUUCAACGCAGUUCGUAGUGCAGUUUCUGCAUCGGGCCAGUAACGCGAGCAGACGUUUGUCUUUACAUCCAGACGCUGUCGGAUGGGUUCUGUCUGGUCGCGUUUAUAUGUAGAUUAAGAUAUUAUUUUGGUCGUGAGUUGUUUUUAUGUGUUUUUCUGAGCAGUAUUGAAGCUAGCAGUUGCUAACAGGCUAAGCUAACAGCGGUGUCAGUGGCGUUGCAUCAGCAUCAGUCCGGACUGAGCGCAGACUGAAAUACAUAUAAUCAUUAUAAUCAUAAUAAACAUUAUUAUAUACAAAAGUUGUUAUCUUAGAUUUAAUAACAAAAUAACUGUCACUAACAUACAUUAUUAUUAUUAUUACCAAAUCAAAAAUGUUGUCUAUAGAAACAAGUAAUUAUCUCAGAUUUAAUAACAAAAUAAAACUAUAGCACAAUAAUUAUUAAUAAUAAAUAAUUACUGUAUACAAUUGUAAUUAUCUUAAAUUGAAUAAAAUAACAUAUUAUAUCCGUUGUGUAUUAUAUCUCAGUAUGUGUGAUAAUCUUCCACUUUUGUAACAUUUAUAACACAUUUAUAGCUUUAAUUAUUUGGCUGUGAUAAAUGAAUAAUAAUCACAUUAUAUUAUGUGUUAUUCUAUAAAGUCAGUUAAAGUCUAGAUUUAAUUUACUCCACUUGGUCCAAAUCUGAAAAAUUAUAUUUUUGGACUUGGAAAUGUAAACCUUUCCAUAAUAUAUAUUUCAUAUAUUAUUUCUAUAUAUUCCUUGUUUCCCUCCCUCCAACCGUUUUUAAAGUGUUUUAAAAAAUGUUUUUGUUUUAAAGCAAAACUUCCAGAAAUGCUGUUUCCAGCUCUCAGAACAUUUAUUGCUGAGUUAAUGUAACGUAACGUCAGCUGCACGUCAUCCUGCUGAUCCUCAAAGACUCCCAACAUCCCGAUUAAAACGUUCUGUGUGAACCACAAGAUGAACGUUAUCACCGUACAUAAAGUAACAUGUCAGUACGUCACCAGAGAUUUAUUAUUUCUGUGUCCAACAAUAUUACACGAGGAACAAACGUUUUAAACCAAAAAGACAAAACUCGACUGUUUCCAGUUAGAGCUGCAACUAAAGAUUGUUUCAUUAUUAAUCUGCAGAUUAUUUCUACAUUCAUGGUUUGGUGUCCUCAAAGUCCUGAAGUCUUUAAAAGUCUUGUUUGUCGCUUCACACAGAAACGCAGCAGAUCUGCAGGAAGCUUUACUUUAAAGAUAAAUGUAAAUAUCAUCUGAUGAUGGGUUAGUUAAUAACUCCAUUCACAAAAACAUCAUUUAACCUCCUAUGAGUUUCUUUGUGUUGAGACUUUUAAAGGGUUCAGAUUCACCAAAGUCACACAAACAAGACGUCUGUCGAUUAUCAAUAUUGUUAUGAUUAAUAUUAUUAUUAUUGUACCAACAAAGAGAGAGUGUGUGUGUGUGUGUGUGUGUGUGUGUGUGUGUGUGUGUAUCGAUGACAUCAUGUUUUUGCAGGAGAGGAGGAUGAGCUGACACAACAAAGAAUCAGAGAAGAAGAAGAAGAAGAGAGUAGCCGGUUAAAACCCCAAAGCAUUCUGGGAUAUUGAGUCAGGUUGUCUCCCUCCUUUAAUACCUGCAGCUGAGGAGGUCUCACUCUGCCUCUGUUUCCAGAGUUCAUAUUCUGGUUAAACCCUCACAACUCUUCAGCUGCAUUGUGGGAAACGUAGGAAACUAAAGAACAAAAUGGCUCCCUAACAGCGCGCUCAGAUAUUUAUCCGAACAUCAUCGCGAUGGGUUUCCCUGCGGAGCGUCUGGAAGGCGUGUACAGGAACAACAUCGACGACGUCGUGCGGUUUUUAGACUCAAAGCACAAGAAUCACUACAAGAUCUACAACCUAUGUGCAGAGCGACAUUAUGACACGUCAAAGUUCAACUGUCGAGUUGCUCAGUACCCGUUUGAGGACCACAACCCGCCCCAGCUGGAGCUGAUAAAGCCGUUCUGCGAGGACCUGGAUCAGUGGCUGAGCGAAGACGAGCAGCACGUCGCCGCCAUCCACUGCAAGGCCGGAAAAGGUCGCACCGGCGUCAUGAUCUGCGCCUACCUGCUGCACCGACGCAAGUUCCAGGAGGCUCAGGAGGCUCUGGACUUCUACGGAGAGGUCCGCACCCGGGACAAAAAGGGCGUGACCAUCCCCAGUCAGCGGCGUUACGUCAUCUACUACAGCUUCCUGCUGAGGAACCAGCUGCUGUACAAACCCGUCGCCCUGCUCUUCCACAAGAUGCUGUUUGAAACCAUCCCCAUGUUCACGGGAGGCACCUGCAAUCCUCAGUUUGUGGUGUACCAGCUGAAGGUGAAGAUCCACACGUCUAACCCCACCCACACCCGGCGGGAGGACAAACUCAUGCUGUUUGAGUUCCCGCAGCCACUUCCUGUCUGCGGAGACAUCAAAGUGGAGUUCUUCCACAAGCAGAACAAGAUGAUGAAGAAGGAAAAGAUGUUCCACUUCUGGGUCAACACCUUCUUCAUCCCGGGGCCGGAGGAGAACCUCGACAAACUGGAGAACGGCAGCGCCGGGAUGCCGCGUGAACCGGUUGACAGAACGCAGGGGAUGAUGAUGAUGACGGCGACGAUGACGAUGACGGGAGGAGAAACUAACGAAAGAGACUUCCUGGUUCUCACUCUGACCAAGAACGACCUGGACAAGGCCAACAAAGACAAAGCCAACAGGAACUUCUCCCCGAACUUCAAGGUGAAACUGUAUUUCACCAAGACGGUCGAGGAAGGUGCGAACUCGGACGCCAGCAGCACGUCGGCCUCGGUGACGCCGGACGUCAGCGACAAUGAACCGGAUCACUACCGCUACUCCGACACGACGGACUCGGACCCGGAGAACGAGUCGCUCGAAGACGACCAUCACGAUCAGAUCACAAAAGUCUGAUGCACACACACACACACACACACACACACAUACAGAUAUAUAUGUGUAUAUAUAUUCAGUAUGUUUACACACUCAUGAAUCCCCAAACUAAGACUUGCGUGUUGUUAGCUAACGGGGGAAUAUAACCGAUGGACCACAACUGAUCUGUGGGACUCAAAGAGAUCAGAUCAGAAUAUAAGACCCCCCCCCCCCUCCAAUCUUCUGCUCAAUGCACAGCUGGACAAUCACAUGACAAGGCGGUCGGAAGUGAGGAGGGCGGGGUUAACCGUGAGGGCGGGGCCAGCGAAUGGACAAUAAGACAGAUGAAUGGACAGACAGGAGGUUUUAAAAAAUAAAGGAGUAAAACUUGAAUAUAAACAAACAGACAAGUAGACUUCUUUAGUGGCUACACCGACAUGUUUGUUGGAUAAAUCCCCGUGUGUCCUUCCUUCUUCACCAGUUGUAGGAAACUUUAUGCAGAACAAUCUUUUUUUUCUUCAAUCUUUUCAAUCUUCAGUUCUGUGAAACGUCGACUCUUCUCUCUGUGUGUGAACGUCGACUCUUUUCAGCUCAAAUUUACAGACGUUCAUUUUUUUUGUAGAACUCGUUUGAAACUUCUUAGGUUUUUAUCUAAAUCCUAAAUUAAAUCUACACUUGUUUGUUGGUAUAAAAUGAGGCAGUUAUUUACUUUAAAUCUGCCAAUACAGCUGCAAUUUAUCAUGAUUCUCAUCAUCGAAUAACCUGCAUAUAGUUUUAAUGGUUUGUGUAUAAAAUGUUCAUCCACCUCCUCACAGUCCUGAAGUCUUUAAAUGUCUUUAAAUGUCUUGUUUCGUCACUUUGAUAUAAAACGGAGAGAAGCAGCAGAUCUGCAUAUCUGAGGCAGAAACCUUUAAGACUUUUCUGCAGGAAACUUUAACGAAUCAUCAGAAUAGUUGGAGAUCAUUUUCCUGGAGCCAGAAGUUCUAUCGAAACUAAAUUUGCUCUUGUUUAUUGGUAUAACAUUAUGCAGGUAUUCUGAUAUAAAGCUGGCACAGAAACUCAGUGAGGACCAUUGAGGGACAUGUUGAUUAUAAUAAACCUUCACACUCAGAUCUUAGAUAAUAGAUUUUGCGUUUUUGCCAAACUGAUUUCUUUCCCAGACUUUGGCCAGUUUUAGCUGCUCUGACGAAGCAGCA